This is a messenger RNA of Necator americanus (New World hookworm), 3387 nucleotides long. RefSeq lists its product as uncharacterized. The record is from RefSeq and is a predicted model, not a curated record. The transcript has 29 exons. Lineage: Eukaryota; Metazoa; Nematoda; Chromadorea; Rhabditida; Ancylostomatidae. Gene Ontology annotation, molecular function: GTPase activator activity. Bases 1 to 3387 code for a protein of 1128 amino acids. Gene Ontology annotation, biological process: signal transduction.
AUGUUGGUUGUGGUUACAACACUGGACAAGAAUGCUCGUGUUAUCGACCAUAGUACGAGCUCACAGACGAAAUCUACAGGGAAUCUACAUCUACAAAAGAGUAUACGUGGAAAAUUUGACCUUCUCUCCGAAGCCUCUGUAUUUUCUGGAUCCGUUAGACGCUACAAGGUCUUAGAAACCGAAGAUGAUCGAUCUGGACGAGGAGGAUCUGUACCAGUGACCACCACGUGCAAUCUCAGAAAGAAGUCAUGGGACGAGCUCGCCGCGCCAUACUUGCGUGCCACAGUCGAUGCCUUCUCGAAGCGCUUUAAGGAUGCUCUCGAUGCCAACGGAGAAUCCCCGUCCAACAAUGUCAUUCCCACUGGGCAAGAAAACACGAAUGCGAAUCCGAACGAUGUUUUCCUAGACGCGUCCAGUCACACGGGUGAUGUUCUAGUAAUCAAAUUGAUGAAUAAAUUAAACAAAGUUACUCUGCUGUAUGUAAUACUUCGAAAUGGAAACUUGCCCUGCGAACUCGUCCUCGACGAGUCUAAAUGUGGACACCGACAGCGUAUCAAGCCAAGGAAAGAAAGCGUUGAAGGAAGUCAUCAUCGCUAUCUGUUCCUUUAUAACGAUACUCUGGUGGUUUCGAAGCAAAAAAGUGCGUUUUGCUUCAAACUGAAGGAGAAGCUACGACUGGAUCGAGUGUGGGUAGCGUCGUCGAACUCAGCUGAUUCUUUUUUGCUUGGAUGGCCAUUCUGCAACUAUCUCGUACAUUUCAGAAAUCGCAACGAAAAAGAGGAUUGGUUUGAACUUUUCUCAUACUGUGUUCAACAAUGCCUACGACCUGUCUCGACUACAAUAUCGAUGGAUAUCAAUGUACGAGGCCGGAAACAGGUGAUCCGUCGUCGUAUUGAUAAUGGCAAGAAAAGUGGCGAAUUAGUCGUGGAGACGGCUGCAGAUCUUGGUCUUUCACACACUUCCUACGAACUGAGACUUGUCGUAGGCGAAGGUACCGGAAAAGCUUUGCAAGGGCCUGAAAAUGUCUACGUAGUGAUUAUGAGCGAAAUUGAGAGGCAGGGGAUAAGACUGUCCGAAAGUCAACGGCAAACCUUGGACGCUUGUCCUAUAGCGAAUGCUCGCCUGAUCUUGUCGAACAUCAAGUCGUCUAAGAGUUCAUCACCGAUGCAAAUCGUGAACAGUAUCAAGAAACGUGUACUACAACGCACUGAUUCUCGUGGAUUUUUCGGCCGUGAACUUGAUGGACCGACUCCGCCGCAACCAGUAAUGAGCAUUGUAGAUCAUCUCAGGAUGCAUGGAUGCGACACGGAAGGAGUGUUCAGAAAGUCUCCGAAACAAAGCACCUUGAAAGAAUGCCGCUCGGAAAUGGAGCGUGGUCAGGUACCAGACUAUGCAAAAUACGGUACUCAUGUGUUGGCCUCUGUUUUGAAGGAUUACCUACGGAGCAUCCCGGGAAAGAUUUUACUGAGCGGCAACUAUGACCUAUGGAUAAAAGAGGUCGCUAAUGAGGCAGAUCAUGAGAAAAAGAUCGCCGCCUGUAAAAGUUUAUUGAAACUGCUCCCAACUGCACAUUCCAUACUUCUAGCCAACGUUCUGAAGUUGCUUAACAAAAUCGCCAACUCUCCAACAUCGAAAAUGACCGCUUCAGCUCUGUCAGUCUGUUUGGCACCGAGUUUUCUGGAAAGUUCUGAACAAUCGACAGAUCCACUUGAAAAUGGUAAAAAAGUUCCGCUGUUGGUCGAGUUUCUGAUUCUCAACGCUGCUGAAGUGAUGCCGCCUGGAUUCAGUGCUGAUAAUGUGUUCUCCUUGCUCAAUCCGCUUGAUCACAACGCCAAUCAUUUGUGCAGCCCGGUGCCAACUUGCUCGGAUGACGAGGGAUCUCAGAAAACGCCAAUUAUUGAAGAAAUGGGAGAAAACUCACCAUCGUUGAGCAGUUUACGUGAUGAAAUUCCUGCAGAGCGACCACCAAGAUUCCUUGAAGUUAUCCACGAAAACGAUGGAGUUCUUUCCUUCUCUGAUUCUGAUGAAGAAGCGGAGCCCGUACGUCGACCACUCUCCCGUGCCUCUUUCCGAUCGGAGACAUUACGGCAACAGAAGGAGGACACUGUCACAAAGGAGGAACCGCUCCCUGAGAAAGUUGUACUCAUUCAAAAAGUGGAGGAUAGAAAGCAACCGGAUACGCCAAGAUCACCAUGCUUGAAGCGGAUUCAUUUCCAGAGAAAGCAGGAACAAGUUCAAAAUCGAACCAAUGAACUGUUCAAACACGACAGUCGACUUGAUAUCAAGCCUGAUCGAAUCAAGGAUGAAAAAACUACAGAUGAGCCUCCCUCGCGUAAGGAGUCCCGCGAAGAAGCCACACAAACAUCAGAUUGUGGUUUAUCACGGCUAAACGACUGUGAAUCACGAUUUCCUGCAUUUCGUGGCUCAACAGCACAUUCCAAUGAAGCGCAUGAACCUUCGGGGCAUUCUCGUCUGGUUCGGAAGGAGACUGUCGUCGUGGACUGCCUUCCCCGCUCAACGACGACAACUGCAAAGGACAUCUGUCGUCCAGAAGAAUCCCAGAAACCUACUGUGCAUGUGCAUCCAUUUACGCCGGACGUACAGUCACAAGAGCCUAUAUUACGAACUAUAACCGAACGGUUGCAAAGUCUGCGAGUGAAUCAGUUGGCAGCUGACAGCUCACCACGAUUAAACAGAAGAUCUCACGUGGUUCCGGAAGAAGUCCUACGAUUCAGAGAUUCCUAUAUUGACUGCGGAGAGUCGCCAAGGUUUUCUAGGAGCAUAUUCGAGCCAGCUGAUGCAGUUCCGUCCCCGAAAAAUACGAGGAAAUCCGCUCUGAUACUGGAGAACCGUGUGUCCAGGGAAGAUCUAUAUGUGCCGUUAUACAAACCUCAUGAUCUGCAUGUUAAGCAGGAAACCAAUCAUAAGUACCAGAAUCCUCAUCUUAUCACAGAACGGUUCUCCUCGUACUGCAUUGAACCACCUUCUGAUCAUCGUCCAAACAAAGAUUCGCUAUCAAAAAAACCAGAAAUUGUGAGAUCUGCAUCUCAUCGAGACGAGAAAUCGAAUAACUUCCAGAGGGAUGCGCAGAGAGCAACAUCGGUGAAGAAUAAUCGUCGUGGCGACACAUGUGUAGGCAUGGAUCCGCUGGAGAUCAACUGGAGUGUACGACAGCUCAAAACAUUGUUCCAAGACUGUCGGGCGCCAUCAAUUGACACUGACUAUACACUAGGGCGUGCAAGCACGAAGAAAUGGACAGAAAAAACGAGAGGUUGCACGGCAACGACCAACACUUGUGACGACUGGCAAAUCCGGCAAAUGGCGCUCUACUCAAACGACGCUGAGCUACUAGUUCAUGGGCGGUCACGAUCCAUAUGCUCAUCAUGA